Molecule: messenger RNA, 1131 nt
Organism: Paramecium sonneborni
Lineage: Eukaryota; Ciliophora; Oligohymenophorea; Peniculida; Parameciidae
Source: the annotation of a GenBank genome assembly
AUGUCAUAUGGAUAAAAUUUAUAAGUUUUCAAUCCUUAGAGAUUCAAAAAAAUAGAAAAAGAAUUGCAAUCAAAUAAAAAGAGAUUAGAAGAAAGUAUUAAUAUACUUGUCUUAUGUUUUUUAGUGAGAUUAGAAGAGGAAUCCUAAAAUACUAGACUAUUAAAAGUUUAAUAGAAGGAAAGAACUGUUGAUCUUGAAUAUAAAGAUAGGAAAAAAAAAAUGGAAGAAACAUAAGAAUAAUUAGCAUUUGAGGCUUAAAAAUUUAAUGAUGAAUAAAAAAGAAUGAAUUAAGAUUUGGAAAGUAAAAAAGACUCUGUUGUAAUGUUAAAUGACAGAAAAAAAAGAUAAGAUGAUGAAAGAUAUGCAAAAGAAUAAAAAAUUACAUUAGCUAAAGAAUAAGAAAAAGCAUAGGCUUUAAAUGAAUUAGCUAAGUUACAGUAUUAUAAAAUUGUUUAUUUUUUAGAGAAGAAGUUAAUUAAUUGGAAGUUAGAAGAAAGAAUCAUUAAUAAUAUGAACAAUUUUUUAAGAAAGUUAUCUCUAAAUCAAAAGAAUUGGAAACUGGAUAAAAUGAUGAUGAAAAUGCAAUUAAAGAAUUAAUUGAUCGUUAUGAAAGAUUAAAGAAAAAAGAAGAAGAAUUUAAAAAAGACAGAGAACUAAGAGAAAACUAAAAAGAUUAGAUUAAUCAAUAAUUUAAUGAAGUAUUCUUCUUUUCUUAAAGUUUAGUUAAAUAGUAAAAUUUAAGCUGAAACCUAUGAAUUCAAUGCUAAAUAUAAUAAAUUAAAACUUGCAAUCUAAUAAAUUAAUGAUGAGAAUGAUUAAAAACAUAAAGAAAUUGAAGGAACAUAAAAUUAAAAUGAAGCUACUUAAAAAGAAUAUAUUUAAGUUAUUCAUGGAAUAUAAAAUAUGAAAGAUAUUUUAAAAUAAAGAAAUAAAAUUGUUAAAAGGAUACUCUUAUCUGGUAAAGAUAGUGAUAAUGUUACUGAACAAUAAAGAAAUCGUAAAAAAGAAAAAAAAAUUGAUAAUUAGAAGAUAGAAAAAUAUUUGAAUUUUAUUAAGGAUGAACUAUAAACUUUAUAAUAAUUUAAGUAGGAAUUUGAUAAAUUUCUAGCGAAAGAAAAAGAACGUGAUUGA